AUGAAGCAGGUCUUGCGGCUGCGACCAGCUGCCUCCAACAUCCUUCGGGGCCUUGAGAAGCACCAACCUCAACAAUUAUGCGGCGUACGAUCUUUCUACAAUUCGACUCCCAGACUACAAGGGAAAGAGGAGGAGGAGGGCAAGCCCUCGUUCAGAGGCCAGCUGUACGAAAGUACGGCCGACCGACUCGCACGAGAGCGGGCUGAUCAAGCUCGCUACAUUAAAGAAAGCGAUGCCCGCAAGCCCAACGAGGGCAGGACACUGGCGACCAGCUUAGUCAUUCUGUCCGUCGCAGCUGCCGCAUAUGUACUGGGGACACGCUCAGAAAAGCCAAUCGACACGACCUCGACCACCUCUUUGGCACGAGCUCACAAACCUCAACAUGACACCCGAACCUCCGUCCUGCAAGCGGCCUGGACCGACCUGGCCCUGGUUGUCGGUAAAGAGAAUGUGUCCACUGUCUCAUAUGAUCUUGACGCCCAUUCCGGCUCGGAAUGGUCCUCUUAUACGGUCAAGCCGAACGAGCGGCCCUUUGCCAUCGUCUAUCCGGCCAGCACCGAAGAAGUUUCCCAAGUCAUGAAAAUAUGCCACGACCGGAAGAUACCCGUCACGGCCCUCUCGGGAGGGACCAGUCUGGAAGGUCACUUUGCACCGACCAGAGGCGGCGUGUGCAUCGACCUGGGCAGGAUGGACCGAAUUCUACAAUUCCAUCCCAAGGACUUGGACAUCGUGGUACAGCCGGCUCUGGGCUGGGAAGCUCUGAAUGAAGAUCUGGCCGAGCACGGCAUGUUCUUCCCACCCGACCCGGGUCCAGGCGCCAAAAUCGGCGGCAUGGUCGGCACGGGCUGUUCUGGGACAAAUGCGUACCGCUACGGAACCAUGCGCGACUGGGUCGUCUCGCUCACAGUGGUACUUGCCGACGGGACGAUCAUCAAGACCCGCCGUCGGCCUCGGAAGUCAAGCGCCGGCUACAACUUGACCCAGAUGUUCAUCGGCAGUGAAGGCACCCUGGGCAUUGUCACGGAGGCAACCUUGAAAGUCACCGUCCUCCCCAAGAGCCAGAACGUCGCAGUCGCCACCUUCCCGACGAUCCACGCCGCCGCGGAGUGUGUCGCCAAGGUGGUGGGGGAAGGCAUCCAACUCGCGGGCAUGGAAAUCCUGGAUGACGUGCAGAUGAGAUGUAUCAACAAGAGUGGAUCGACCAGUCGACAGUGGCAAGAAGCGCCCACGCUGUUCUUCAAGUUUGCUGGGACACCAGACGGGAUCAAAGAACAGAUUCGCACGGUUCAGAAACUGGCAAAGUCGGCCAAAAACGAAAAGUUCGAAUUCGCCAAGAACGACGACGAAGCUCACGAACUGUGGAGUGCCCGGAAAGAGGCGUUAUGGAGUGUGAUGGCGAUGAAGAAGGACGAGAGUGAUCAUGUGUGGACAACGGACGUUGCCGUGCCCAUCAGCAGACUAGCGGAUAUCAUUCAAGAGACGCGAGAUGAUGUCGCACGCAGUGGACUGCUGGGUGGAAUCUGUGGUCAUGUGGGCGAUGGAAACUUCCACACCAUCCUGCUCUACAAUGAUGCCGAGAAGCAGAGUGCCGAGGAAGUCGUCCAUCGCAUGUGCAAACGGGCCAUUGAGAUGGAAGGAACGGUCACGGGCGAACAUGGUGUCGGAUUGAAAAAACGAGAGUAUCUGAUUGAAGAGCUCGGAGAGGACACCAUCAACGCCAUGCGAAGGCUCAAGCAGGCCUUUGAUCCUCUCGGAAUCCUGAACUGUGACAAGAUCGUGCAUCUUGAAGCCGGGCAUUAG
Molecule: messenger RNA, 1800 nt
Organism: Exophiala aquamarina CBS 119918
Lineage: Eukaryota; Fungi; Ascomycota; Eurotiomycetes; Chaetothyriales; Herpotrichiellaceae
Product: D-lactate dehydrogenase (cytochrome)
Exons: 5
Coding region: 1-1800 (599 amino acids)
Biological process (GO): lactate catabolic process
Cellular component (GO): mitochondrion
Molecular function (GO): D-lactate dehydrogenase (NAD+) activity; FAD binding; D-lactate dehydrogenase (cytochrome) activity
Source: RefSeq, a predicted model, not a curated record